This is a messenger RNA of Helianthus annuus (common sunflower), 1121 nucleotides long. Its product is annotated as proteasome subunit alpha type-1-B. The transcript is spliced from 2 exons. The coding region runs from base 124 to 948 and encodes 274 amino acids. Gene Ontology annotation, cellular component: proteasome core complex; proteasome core complex, alpha-subunit complex. NCBI's taxonomy places the organism in Eukaryota, Viridiplantae, Streptophyta, Magnoliopsida, Asterales, Asteraceae. Gene Ontology annotation, biological process: ubiquitin-dependent protein catabolic process. The record is from RefSeq and is a predicted model, not a curated record.
CCAAAACUUGGCUUGAUGAAAAAGAAAAGCCCAUAGUUAACCCUCACCAGACUCAUCGUCCCAAACAAAUCACCACACUCUAACCCUAAACAACCAAUCUUCUUCUUCAUCAAUCAUUCCACCAUGUUCAGAAACCAAUACGACACCGACGUCACCACAUGGUCACCACAAGGCCGUUUAUUCCAGGUAGAAUACGCCAUGGAAGCCGUUAAGCAAGGAUCUGCAGCCAUAGGCCUCCGAUCCAACACUCACGCCGUUCUCGCCUGCGUCAACAAGGCCAACUCCGAGCUUUCCUCCCACCAGCGGAAGAUCUUCAAGGUUGAUGACCAUAUCGGUGUCGCUAUCGCCGGUUUAACCGCCGACGGUCGUGUUUUGUCGCGGUAUAUGCGAUCCGAGUGUAUUAAUUAUGGCUAUACUUAUGAAUCUCCGCUUCCUGUUGGCCGCUUAGUUGUUCAAUUGGCUGAUAAAGCUCAGGUGUGCACCCAGCGGUCAUGGAAACGUCCAUAUGGUGUGGGUCUGUUAGUUGCUGGAUUAGACGAAUCCGGGGCCCAUCUCUACUACAACUGCCCUAGUGGAAACUACUUCGAAUAUCAAGCCUUCGCCAUCGGGUCCCGUUCACAAGCUGCUAAAACGUACUUGGAACGUAAGUUUGAGAAUUUCCCACAAUCUUCCCGAGACGAGCUCAUCAAGGACGCGCUAUUUGCCAUCAGAGAGACCCUGCAAGGAGAAAAACUCACCAGCAGUGUGUGCACGGUUUCUGUGGUUGGAGUAGGAGAAGCGUUUAAUAUACUGGAUCAAGCAACUGUACAAGCAUUGAUUAACGAGUUUGAGAUUUCUGGGGAAGAAGCCCCUGCAGCUGCUGGUGGUGCAGAGGAAGCUGCUGGUGGUGCCGCUGCUGACCAGGGAGGAGCUGCUGCGGAGGAAGAGACCGCUCCGAUGGAUAUCUGAGGGCUGCAGAUGGUUCGUUGAUCGUACUUAUUGUUCUAGAAUUUUAAAUGGACAUGAUGUGUUGGAAUUGCAAAUUUUAUUUUGAGCUUUUAUUUCAAUGAUGGGAACCUUUUCAACUCUUAAUUAAGCAAGUUACAGGAAGUGUGGUAUCUACUAAUUCUUGGUUUUCGUUA